Messenger RNA from Durotheca rogersii, 1652 nucleotides. Its product is annotated as FAD/NAD(P)-binding domain-containing protein. The record is from RefSeq and is a predicted model, not a curated record. Bases 221 to 1531 code for a protein of 436 amino acids. Gene Ontology annotation, molecular function: monooxygenase activity; FAD binding. Gene Ontology annotation, biological process: secondary metabolite biosynthetic process. Lineage: Eukaryota; Fungi; Ascomycota; Sordariomycetes; Xylariales; Xylariaceae. The transcript is spliced from 4 exons.
AUGGGGUUGUCCUGGAUAGAGCCGCUGGCUGGGCUUGGGUCGCAGCCCGGCAUAUUCAACUGUAGACGGCAUCAAGACCCUAUUGGUCGUCGGUUCACCCCUAAAGUAGCCCUCUCAUCCAGUCGCGACUCUGGUAUUCUAAGCCCUCUCUAACGACGGGACUCUCCAUCAUAUCCUCGCACGCUCCGGGCCAUUAUUGCGCGGUAUCUCGAAUAUCAAGAUGGCAACCAACGGUCACACCGACGGCACGAACGGUGCAUCGGAGCGACCUAAGACGGGCGUGAAGGUCAUCGUCGUCGGAGCCGGCUUCGGUGGUCUCGGAGCGGCGAUAGAAUGCCGCCGCCAAGGACACGAUGUCGAGAUCUACGAGGCCUUCCCUGAGCUUAAGGUACUCGGCGAUAUCAUAUCGUUCGGCCCCAACGCGGGCAGGAUAUUCCACCGCUGGUCCAACGGCGAUGUAGCCCGGCGCAUGCGGCCCCUGAGCAUCGAUCUGAGGCGGUACGGCUUCAACAUCCACAAGUACGACACCGGCGAGAUCGUCAUCAAUCAGAAGACGCCAGAGUACGCCGAGGACGCGCCGAACUUCAACGGCCACAGGGGCGAGCUGCACGAGGUAGUCUUCAACUACGCGAGAGACGAUCUUAAAAUACCGAUCCACCUCGGCAACAAGAUCUCGACGUACUUCGAGGACGAGAAAGAGUCGGGAAUCGUGCUGGAAAGCGGGGAGAGAAUUACCGCCGAUGUAGUGAUCGCGUCGGAUGGGGUGCGGUCCAGGGCACGAAAGUCGGUCCUCGGCUACGAAGACAAGCCGAAGAGCAGCGGCUAUGCCGUCUGGCGAUCAUGGUUCCCGAACAAGGACAUGCUCGCGGAUCCGGAGACUGCUCACUUCUGCAACAACGGCGACACGUUCAACGGCUGGAUAGGGCCGGACAUGCAUUUCCUAUUCAGCACGAUCAAGAACGGCUCCGACUGCUGCUGGGUGCUGACGCACCCGGACUCGCACGACAUCGACGAGUCGUGGAGCUUCCCGGGGAAGCUGUCGGAGGUGCAGGAGGCGGUUCGGGGCUGGGACCCGAUGUGCGGCCGCAUCAUCGCGAAGACGCCGGAGGAGCGGCUGGUGGACUGGAAGCUGGUGUACCGCGACCCGCUGCCGACGUGGGUGAGCGCGGCGGGGCGGAUCGUGCUGCUGGGCGACGCGGCGCACCCGUUCCUGCCGACGAGCGCGCAGGGGGCGGCGCAGGCGCUCGAGGACGGCGUGGCGAUCGCGGUGUGCCUGCGGCGCGGCGGGCGGGCCGCCGUGCCGACGGCGGUGCGCGCGCACGAGCGCAUCCGGUACGAGCGCGUGCGCCGCGUCCAGAAGACGGGCGAGACCACGCGCGAGAUGUGGCACAAGACCGACUGGGACGCCGUCAGGGAGAACCCCGAGAUCGUCCAGCUCCCGCGCCAGGCCUGGAUCUUCGACUUCGACGUCGAGAAGGACGCCGAGGAGACGUACGACGACGUCGUCAAGGAGAUCCUCGCCAAGGCGUAGAUGUACCCGCUUAAGUAUACUUGCAGACGCGCGUUAGAUACAGGGGAAGUAAAUUUCUCGUCCUUUUGCUCACUUGUUGCGAACCUGUAGAGUGUGAUAUUAUCUGUCUAUAUGCUCCCAG